Agrilus planipennis (emerald ash borer) is the source of this 452-nucleotide messenger RNA. RefSeq names its product glutathione S-transferase 1-like. Gene Ontology annotation, molecular function: glutathione transferase activity. The record is from RefSeq and is a predicted model, not a curated record. Lineage: Eukaryota; Metazoa; Arthropoda; Insecta; Coleoptera; Buprestidae. Gene Ontology annotation, biological process: glutathione metabolic process.
UCGUUUGAAAGGAAAUCAGUGCAUAGAAGUGCGAUCGAAAUUAAUUAACGCCAGUAUUAGAUCAAACUCGUGUGGUACUUCUUCUCAUCGUCAAAAGAGAAAAAUUGAAAAUGCCGAUUGAUUUGUAUUAUUUACCUGGAAGUGCUCCAUGCAGGAAUGUAUUGCUAACUGCAAAAGCAAUUGGAGUAGAUUUAAAUUUAAAACACUUAGAUUUGAUGAAGGGGGAGCAUCUUACACCGGAAUUUCUGAAAAUAAAUCCGCAGCAUACUAUACCCACGUUAGUCGAUAAUGGAUUUGCAUUGUGGGAAAGUAGGGCAAUAAUGACCUACCUUGCUAAUCAAUACAGCAAGAAUGAUUCAUUGUAUCCAAAAGAUCCAAAAACUAGAGCAGUCAUAGAUCAGAGAUUAUUCUUUGAUGCUGCAACUCUGUAUCAAACAUUUUCUGAUUAUUAU